Molecule: messenger RNA, 2429 nt
Organism: Camellia sinensis
Lineage: Eukaryota; Viridiplantae; Streptophyta; Magnoliopsida; Ericales; Theaceae
Product: rop guanine nucleotide exchange factor 12
Molecular function (GO): guanyl-nucleotide exchange factor activity
Source: RefSeq, a predicted model, not a curated record
AGAGAGAGAGAGAGAGAGUGAGUCGUGGACACCAAUUACAAGUCUACACUGGCCUUUUGCCAACCAUUCAAUUCUCACACGCUUUAAAAAUAAUAAAACAAAUGUCCACUAGAAAAAUAAAUAAAUAAAUAAGAUAGAGAAGAGAUUAUUAUAUGUUUGUUUAAUAAUCCUUCUUAGCCUAUCUUAGUCUAUCUCUCUUAAACAUGCACCCCACGUUCUACCAACAACACAACCAAAUUUGAGGAUUUGUCAAACCCAAAAAACAAAAACAAAAGAAAAAACAAACUCCCCAAAAAAUCAUUUGGAGUUUGGUGGGCUUCUCCCCCUUCUCCAUCUCUCUCCAAAACAACAUCGAAAAACACUAAAAAUACCCAAUUUUCUCUCUGUUCAUGCCAUAGCUCUAACCAUUUUCAUGUUCUGUUCCUUCUCCUCCUCCUUCAUUCCAUAGAUAUUAUAUAUCGCUCGAUUUUCAAAAAUGGUUCGAGCACUCGAGGAAGAACAAGAACAAUUAAGGUCCAGACUCUUUCAUUUCAAAGGAAUGCAUGAGAAUGCAGGACGGCAAGCACAUAGUAUGAUCAUUGAUGGCAGUGGAGCGUUGUCACCGGUUAAUGAUGGGUUAAUAACAUCAAGAAGUCAGGCAUCGAAACCUCUAAACAAUGAGCCUGUAGAGAAGCAGCGAAUUGGUUUUACCCUUCAUCGUAAUGACAAGGGUCUAAAAUCACGUUUUCAAAACGAUGAAGGCGCAGAGAGCCCUCGGUCCAAAGAGAAGCAUCCUUCAGAUAUGGAAUUGAUGAAGGAAAGGUUUUCGAAGUUGCUUCUGGGUGAGGAUAUGUCCGGUGGAGGAAAGGGUGUUUCAUCUGCUUUGGCAUUGUCGAAUGCCAUUACAAACCUUGCAGCUUCUGUCUUUGGCGAACAAAGGCGAUUAGAGCCUAUGGCACCAGAGAGGAAAGCAAGGUGGAGAAAAGAAAUUGACUGGCUCUUAUCUGUGACCGAUUACAUUGUUGAAUUUGUUCCUUCUAAACAAAAAAACAAAGAUGGAACACAUAUGGAGAUAAUGUCAACGAGGCAACGGACUGAUCUCCACAUGAACAUCCCUGCCCUGCGCAAGCUUGAUGCAAUGCUUAUUGACUGCCUGGACAACUUCAAAGAACAGAACGAGUUCACUUACAUGUCGAAAGAUGAUGACAAAAACAAGAGGAAAGAUGACAAAUGGUGGAUACCGACGCCUAAGGUUCCUCCAAAUGGUUUAUCUGAAUCCACGAGGAAAUGGCUGCAGUUCCAGAAGGAUUCUGUGAACCAAGUACUCAAAGCGGCACUGGCCAUCAACGCACAAGUUAUAACAGAAAUGGAAAUCCCUGAAAACUACAUCGACUCUCUUCCUAAGAAUGGUCGGGCUAGCCUUGGAGACUCGAUCUAUAGAAGUAUCACGGUUGGGGACUAUUUUGAUCCUGAUCAUUUUCUUUCCACGAUGGACUUAUCAUCAGAGCAUAAAAUCCUAGACCUCAAGAACAGGAUUGAGGCAUCAGUUGUGAUUUGGAAGAGGAAGAUGAACGCCAAAGAUGGAAAGUCUGCUUGGGGUUCGGCUGUGAGUUUGGAGAAAAGAGAACUAUUUGAAGAGCGAGCUGAGACCAUCUUACUCAUCAUGAAACAGCGGUUCCUGGGUAUUCCUCAAUCUGCAUUAGAAAUCAGCAAAAUCGAAUACAACCGGGAUGUCGGACAGGCGGUUUUGGAGAGCUACUCAAGAAUAUUAGAAAGUUUGGCCUUCACCGUCAUGUCGAGAAUAGAAGACGUUUUACAAGCAGAUAAUCUUGAACGAAAUCCAUCGCAUGGGGAGCAAAAACAAUAUCUUCAACAAGAUUCAUCACAAGUUAUGAGAGAAGACAAGUUUCGACAUACAAACGAUGAGUUAGAGAAACUAAACUCAGUAGAAACGAUGCCCAGCUCGAUGACAUUAUCAGAUUUCAUGGGUUGGGCUUUGGAUCAAGGGGAGAAUGAAACGAAGAAGGAUUCAACGGACAAUUUGUUGAAAGAAAAGGAUGCAAAGGCCCUAAGCAAACCACCGAACAUUGUGACAAACAAGAAACUUUCCUAUAUAGAGAGGCUUGAGACCUUAGGCGGUCUAAGAAGUCCAACAGCACGCCAUUGAUGAGAAUUAUAUCGGACACUUCAUGAAAUUUGAAAACAGACAUGGAAGAUGAAGCACUAAGAGUGAGAAAGCUUGACCUUUGAUGUAAAUAUUCAGACCUAAUUAGGUUUUAGUUGAAUUGGGAUUCGUUUCAUUUUGUAAUUAGGGAAAAUCGAGUGUCCCUAUCGGGUCUGAAACAUUUGUACAUGCUUUCUUCUGUGCAAGGCAUCAUUUUGUUGACUUGUAGGCUAAGGAUGUUAAAUUGUUAAUUCUGAUUGGUUUAUCUACAUAGAGUGUUUAGCUA